AUGGACGCAAAUAAGGACGAAUCGAACAAGUGCUUUAAAAUGGCCAAAAUGGCAAUGUCCAGAGAGGACUACCAGAAGGCCCUAAAACUAGCAACGAAAGCGAAUAAUAUGUACCCAUGUGAAGAGUACAGAGCAUUUAUGGAAAAAUGCUCAGCGAAGCUUUCUCAGUCAAAUUCUGAUAGAGCAAGAGAUAGAUCCACUUCAUCUCAGUCAAACACGCGAAAUCGCAGAGAGUCAGCCUCGGGAGACACGAGUAGCAGAAACGCAACCGCAGAGCAGGAGAAUCUGUGCAGGAAAAUAGUUAAUUCGAAAGACUACUACGAAACCCUGCAAGUUGCAAAGAACUGUUCAGUAGAGGAGAUCAAGAAGAGCUACAAAAAGCUCGCUUUGAAGCUACACCCAGAUAAGAACCCAUCGCCUCUAGCUUCAGAAGCGUUUAAAAAGGUCUCGACGGCCUUCCAGUGCCUGACGAACCCGCAAGCAAGAGAAGAGUACGACCAGUACGGAGAACGGGCUCCGACAAUGAACCAGCGCAGAUACCAGCGAGAUUUUGUAACGCCAGAGCAGCUGUUCGAGGCGUUUUUCGGAAUGAACACAAGGUCUCCAGUGUUUACAUUCACAACAGCACGCAGAGACCAACAAGGGAACCGAGGGCGUCCCUCAUUGUAUCAGUUUGUGCCACUGCUAGUCCUCGUCGUGGUAAUGAUAGUGACCAACUUGUUCUCGUUCACGUCCCCAGUAUACGACUACGAAAAGAGCACAAAGUACGACAAGAGAAUGAUGACUUACGCAAACGGAGUUGUGUACUACGUCCAAGGAAGAAGCUUCGAGUACAACUACCCGUCGAAGUCAAUACAGAGGCUAAAACUGGAGUACGAAAUCGACUACAACUUCUUCCAGCACGACUGCGACACGAAGAAGAAGGAAAAUCAAAGAAAAAUUGUAUCAUACCUCUCGUCACUGAAAAAUCCUCCACCAGAGUUGUACGAGACGCCCAAGAGCUGUGAAAAACUAAACGGCCUGAGAAACGCAUACACGAAGCUGAUGCAAGCAAAAGAUGUAAGAUAUUACCUGUAA
Molecule: messenger RNA, 1077 nt
Organism: Theileria orientalis strain Shintoku
Lineage: Eukaryota; Apicomplexa; Aconoidasida; Piroplasmida; Theileriidae
Exons: 5
Coding region: 1-1077 (358 amino acids)
Biological process (GO): cellular response to misfolded protein
Cellular component (GO): endoplasmic reticulum membrane
Molecular function (GO): Hsp70 protein binding
Source: RefSeq, a predicted model, not a curated record